UUGAGAGAGAGAAGCAAGAAGAACAAAAAAAAAAAAAAAAAAAAAACAGAGAAAGCCCCAAACCUGAAGAAGAUAACAAAUAAAAGGACUUUUGUUGGACUCUCGUGUUGUGUUGUGUCUAUCUCUCGCUGUAUAUAUAAAUACACACACAAUGACACAAAUCCUUCUUUCUUCACCUUUCCUUCCCCCACGCACACGACCCAAAAACUCAUCCUCUCCCUCCAUUUCGGACGACCUCUCAAGUCACCCCCUGCUUUUUCAUUUUUUAAUUUUCUCCACCGGGAAGUCAUAAUUAAACGUCUGGUUCCUAUACUUCUCCCGCCUAAUUUAUCGCUUUGCUUUCUCUGUUCUUUUUUUCCUUUCCACAGGUCACUCCCUUUCUUUUUUUCGCCUUUCUUCUUCUUUCUCGCCGUCGCCAUCACCGGAGAUAACUCCGUGGUGUUGCGCUUGGCCUUGUUUCCAUAUUAAUCCUCUGUGAUUCAAAAUUGAACCAAGAAGAAGAAGAAGCAGACCAACACGAUCAAGUAAAAUAUUGAUUUUUUUAAAAUCUGACCUCUCUCUGUUUAUAAAAAAAAAGAAAAAAUGAACACGACGUUACGUUACGAUCCAAGACAGAUGUCUAGGCCAACGAAACCGUCAGAUACUCCAUCUUCUUCUCCUUCUCGUAGUCACCGUAGACAGCCUUUGCUCCAACGUAGCCUCUCUUCUCCUUCUCCAAGAGCCACUUGCGGCGGAUCCACUCCCGCCGAGUUCUGCGGCGGUACCACCGCCAGUUGCGCCGCCGUCUGGUGUUGCUGUCCCUGCGGACUCGUCAACCUCCUCGUCCUCGCCAUCUACAAAGUCCCCAAAGGAAUCUGCCGCCGCGCUAUCCGGAGCCGCCGCCGCAAACAGCUCGUGAAGAGCGGGAUGCUUCCUCCGCUUCUGUCGGCCGGGAAAAACGAGCGGAUGCAGAGAGUUUUCCAGAACUCCGAAUUCGCGAUUCAUCCCUUGGAUAGCGAAGACGUCUCCGAAGACGAAGACGAUGAUAACUUCCUGGAUCUGAAGUAUAUCGGGAAGCCGGUAACGGCGGUGUUUGCGACGGAGGAGGAGGAGGAGACAGGUGAAGACGACGCGGCGGUGCUAGCGUUGGAGAAAGAGAUGUGGAAUAGGUUUUACGGCGCCGGGUUUUGGAGAAGUCCGUCACAGAGAGAAUCGGUUUCGUCUCCGAGAGUUUCGAAGUCUCUUUCGUCAUCGCCGAGAACGUCGUUUACGGAAGUAUACCGGAAUAGAGACGCAACGGUGGCGACGACAACGAGAGCCGUUAGGCAUUUUGAUUAGGUGAAUGAGUGAGGCUUUUUUUCUUGUUAAUAGUGGUUUGAUUAAUUUGUGUGUGUGAGAGAGUGUUGUUGUAAUUUGUGUGUAAAGCUUCUUCUGCCUUUUUUUUUGGUCAAAAUCUUUGGUGUUGUGACUUUUAAAUUCCAAUGGUAUGGGAUCGUCAACAAUGUGAAUUUUCGAAACAUGAAUAGCAUGUGAGUGAUGUAUUUUGUCGAUCUUGAACGCAACUAACCAUUCCAACAUUGGAAUUUUUUGA
Messenger RNA from Capsella rubella, 1570 nucleotides. RefSeq lists its product as uncharacterized. The record is from RefSeq and is a predicted model, not a curated record. The coding region runs from base 583 to 1317 and encodes 244 amino acids. Lineage: Eukaryota; Viridiplantae; Streptophyta; Magnoliopsida; Brassicales; Brassicaceae. The transcript has a single exon.